AUGGUGAGCAAAUCAUUCAUCCCACCAAAAGAAGAAUCCUCAUCAUCAGGUUUCUUCGUGCUGUGCAUCCUCCACUCGAUGAUUGCUAUAGUAUGCGGCUAUUUCAUCAUGUUCUGCCCCUAUGAGAUCUCUGUCGUAGGGCACGGAACCGAAACAGCUCGCAAACUACUCGGAUUCGGCUUACUCCCACAUGAUCAACUCGUACUUCAGGUCUCGGAUUCCUUUGCUGGGUUAUUGUUAUUUGUAAUUGGGUUCCUGCUGUUUAUGGUGGCUUUUGUGAAGGAUGCAGAUUUUCAGAAUUAUUUUGCAAAAGGGUGUAUUCUUCUUCACUUUGCCAUGGCUCUUUGGAGAGUUUAUUUUGAAACAAGACUUGAAGAUUUAGCAAAUGUUUGGCUGAGGCAAAUGAUUGGGGACUUUGUGUUGGCUUUUUCUUGGGUUUUCUUCCUUGUAUAUUCUUGGACUGAGAAAUAUGAUUAG
Molecule: messenger RNA, 477 nt
Organism: Beta vulgaris subsp. vulgaris (sugar beet)
Lineage: Eukaryota; Viridiplantae; Streptophyta; Magnoliopsida; Caryophyllales; Amaranthaceae
Exons: 1
Coding region: 1-477 (158 amino acids)
Source: RefSeq, a predicted model, not a curated record